Molecule: messenger RNA, 1009 nt
Organism: Erigeron canadensis
Lineage: Eukaryota; Viridiplantae; Streptophyta; Magnoliopsida; Asterales; Asteraceae
Product: cyclase-like protein 2
Exons: 6
Coding region: 59-898 (279 amino acids)
Molecular function (GO): arylformamidase activity
Source: RefSeq, a predicted model, not a curated record
UUCUAAUGUGAUUUUUAUCCACUUUUAAAGAUACCCUUUGAAGAAAUUAGCAAACUUGAUGAACAUGAUGGCAAAAAAGAUGAUCCUAAAAAUGAUCUUUGUCAUGCUUGUUUUUGUGCCUACUAUCGUUUUGUCAUCACAAGAUAUUAGUGCAUACCCACCUCCAUAUGGUGGUGAUGAUAAGGAUUCUUGUGGUGGUGGUGAUCAGUUGAUUCCUCCAAGGAAGGAAGUUUAUGAAAAUGGAAAAAUAUAUGAUAUCACACAUAGGAUUAGUUCACAGACACUUUCCGGGGUUUCGGAUGAAGGGAUUGGAGAUGGGUAUCUUAGACUUCAUCAAAGUAUGCAGAAUGGGUCAGUUUAUAACUUCUCAAUCAUAAAGUUACCUGCUCAUUCUGGGACUCAUGUUGAUGCACCUGGACAUUUCUAUGAUGAUUACUACCAAGCAGGAUUCGAUAUCGAUAGUCUUGACUUAGAAAUACUUAAUGGCCCGGCUCUGUUAGUUGAUGUUCCAAGGGAUAAGAACAUAACAGCUGAAGUUAUGAAGUCGUUGAACAUUCCUAAGGGAGUAAGGCGUGUGCUUUUCAGAACACUGAACACUGAUAAGCAGCUAAUGCGGCAAAAGCGAUUUGACACAAGCUAUGUGGGAUUUAUGAAGGAUGGAGCACAGUGGCUUAAGGACAACACUGACAUCAAACUUGUUGGUAUUGAUUACUUAUCGGUUGCUGCGUAUGAUGAUCUGAUUCCUUCUCAUCUAGUUUUCCUAGAAAGCAGAGAAAUCAUUCUGGUUGAAGGUCUGAAACUUGAAGGUAUAGAAGCAGGAAUAUAUAGUGUCCACUGUUUACCAUUAAGGUUAUUAGGAGCAGAAGGAUCUCCCAUAAGAUGCAUCCUCAUCAAGUGAUACAGGAAUUAAAAAUAGUAUGCAGAGCAUAUUUAUAAAUAAACCUUGUUUUCUGUCAGACUAGCAAUAGUAUGCAGAGCAUUACCAUAAAUAAACCAUUUUUCCUGUUAA